Messenger RNA from Aspergillus ibericus CBS 121593, 714 nucleotides. Its product is annotated as putative beta-glucosidase. The record is from RefSeq and is a predicted model, not a curated record. Gene Ontology annotation, molecular function: beta-glucosidase activity. Lineage: Eukaryota; Fungi; Ascomycota; Eurotiomycetes; Eurotiales; Aspergillaceae. Gene Ontology annotation, biological process: glucan catabolic process. Bases 1 to 714 code for a protein of 237 amino acids. The transcript has a single exon.
AUGGUGAAAAAUGAGUCAUUGUCUCUACAGCGGUUAAACGACAUGGCCAUUCGCAAUAUCAUCCCAUACUACCAGCUCCAUCUGGAUAACGGAAAACAGCCAGCCACGGUGGGAGAAACUGACUAUGUGGAUGUCCGUGCGAACCAUUCCCGACGGAUCCGCGAGAAUGGAGCCAAGUCGAUUGUCCUGUUGAAGAAUACUCGCUCUGCGUUGCCGCUUCGGAAACCUCGGAUUAUGGGCGUGUUUGGUGCCAAUGCUGGUGCUGCCGUGGCCGGGCCGAAUUACGCCUACAACCCCAUCACUGGCUCUGGGCCAACGUACGACGGACAUCUGGCCACUGGAACCGGAUCCGGACAGGCCUCGUUCCCGUUGCUAGUGACACCGCUGGCUGCAUUGGCCUUCCGGGCUCUCCAGGAUGGAACCAUGCUCCGCUGGAUCCUGAACGACACGUACACGUCCACCGACACAUCCGCUCUGGGUGCCGGGACGGGAGUGGUUCCGGGGUACGUUAACUACGCUCAAGUCUCCGACGUAUGUCUGGUAUUCAUCAAUGCCUUGGCCGGCGAAGGUGAAGAUCGCACAGAACUCUACAACGACAACCAAGAUGUGCAGGCGCAGCAGUGGGCUGUCAAGGGGGGUGAGGAUGGGUUUAGCGUGGGGGCGAGUUCGAGGGAUUUGAGGUUGUCCAAGACGGUUAGUAUUCGGACGGAGUGA